Girardinichthys multiradiatus is the source of this 1679-nucleotide messenger RNA. RefSeq names its product DnaJ heat shock protein family (Hsp40) member A (gene dnaja). Bases 162 to 1349 code for a protein of 395 amino acids. Gene Ontology annotation, molecular function: ATP binding; Hsp70 protein binding. The transcript is spliced from 8 exons. Gene Ontology annotation, biological process: response to heat; protein refolding. Lineage: Eukaryota; Metazoa; Chordata; Actinopteri; Cyprinodontiformes; Goodeidae. The record is from RefSeq and is a predicted model, not a curated record. Gene Ontology annotation, cellular component: cytosol; cytoplasm.
GACUCCCUGGUCUACGACACAUCCGGGCGGCUCCGCUCGAAGCGCUCCAGAAACUUCUGCACGGCGGUGCGGCUAUAAGAGCAAGCCGAGUCCUCUGGCAGCUUCAGCUUGUCAAGCAAUUCCUCAGGACGACACCGAGAAAACACCGACAUUGAGUCACCAUGGUGCACGAAACCGGCUACUACGACCUCCUGGGUGUCAGCCCAAAAACGUCGAUGGACGAAAUUAAAAAAGCCUACAGAAAACUAGCCCUGAAAUACCACCCCGACAAGAACCCCAACGAAGGUGAAAAGUUCAAGCUCAUCUCUCAAGCAUAUGAGGUGCUGUCUGAUCCAAAAAAGAGGGACCUAUAUGACCAAGGAGGAGAGCAAGCUAUCAAAGAGGGAGGCAUGAACUCAGGGGCUUCGCCAAUGGACAUAUUCGACAUGUUCUUCGGAGGUGGAGGGAGAAUGCAGAGAGAGAGAAGAGGAAAGAACGUUGUCCACCAGCUUGCUGUCACACUUGAAGAGAUGUACAACGGUUCAACAAGAAAGCUUGGACUUCAGAAGAAAGUAAUUUGUGAGAAAUGUGAUGGUUACGGUGGUAAAAAGGGAGCCUUGGAGAAGUGUUCGAAUUGCAAAGGCAGAGGAGUACAAAUCAGAGUGCAACAGUUGGGACCAGGCAUGAUUCAGCAGAUCCAGAGUAUGUGUCCCGACUGCCAGGGACAAGGGGAGAAAUUUAACUCAAAAGACCGCUGCAAGAACUGCAACGGACACAAAGUGGAACGCAAGAAGAAAAUUCUUGAAGUUCACAUUGACAAAGGUAUGAAAGAUGGUCAGAAAAUCACAUUUCAUGGAGAGGGCGACCAGGAACCGGGACUAGAACCCGGGGACAUCAUCAUUGUCCUGGAUCAGAAGGAGCACUCACGUUUCCAGAGACAAGGCAACGAUCUGAUAAUGAAAAUGGACAUUAAACUUGCAGAGGCCCUUUGUGGCUUCAGAAAGACCAUCCAGACAUUAGACAACAGAAUGCUCAUCAUCAGCACAAAGCCAGGAGAAGUAAUCAAGCACAACGACAUCAAAUUUGUUCAAAAUGAGGGCAUGCCAAUCCACAGGGAUCCCUAUGACAGGGGAAUGCUAAUCGUUCAGUUCCAGGUGGAGUUCCCUGAAAACCACUGGCUGCCAGAGCAUCUCAUGUUCCAGUUGGAAAGACUACUCCCUCCCAGAGAAGAUGUGAUGAUCACGGAUGACAUGGAGGAGGUGGAUCUCUGUGAGGUUGAUCUCAAUUCGCAACAAAAGCGCUACCACGGAGAAGCCUAUGAGGAGGAUGAAGAGCGUCCCAGGGGCGGAGUGCAAUGUCAGACACAGUGAUCGUAGUUUAGGUUCCAGAUCUGGUUUUGGAAAAGGUUCAACUCGCUGCAUUUGCAAAGUAUGGACUUAAAAGCAUGAGUUGAACCAACACAGCUGCCAAUGUUUUUUGACAGAAACGUACUUGAAGUGGUCUUCUGUUAUACAAACUGUAUUUUUGUGUCACUGAUUCUUUUUGUAAUUUUUUUCUUUUCUUUGUAUGUAUAUAUUUGUUAUCAAUGGCAAAUUCGUUCUUUGCAUUCAGAACAAGAAAGGACGAUUUGUAUGCUUUCUGUGAAGGUAUUAUCAGUUAAACACACUUUGGGUUAUUUAAUAAAGUCUAGGAAUCUUAAA